Molecule: messenger RNA, 931 nt
Organism: Humulus lupulus (European hop)
Lineage: Eukaryota; Viridiplantae; Streptophyta; Magnoliopsida; Rosales; Cannabaceae
Product: protein GLUTAMINE DUMPER 5-like
Exons: 1
Coding region: 140-685 (181 amino acids)
Biological process (GO): regulation of amino acid export
Source: RefSeq, a predicted model, not a curated record
CACUAUCUUUUCUUUCUCCAAGCUCACAUUAAUCUCUCUCUCUUUUCUCAAACCCAACUAACCAAAACUCAAAUCCACCUUCCCAGAUCCGUUUUCUUUAUUUUCAAAAGCACAAAAAACAGAAAGUUAAAGAACGAAAAUGAGAACAGUCAGCUCCAUGGGUGUAUCGUCGAGCAUGGAAGAAGUUUCCACGUUUCCGCCUUCUCCGGCGACGUCCACCGUUGUAAAUCAGCGGUCUCCGUGGCACUCUCCGGUGCCGUACCUGUUCGGAGGGUUGGCGGCGAUGCUGGGCUUGAUCGCUUUCGCUCUUUUGAUAUUGGCUUGCUCUUACUGGAGACUUAACAGCGAAAUGGACGAUAAUGACGGCGAACGUGAUGAUGCCAGAGACUUGGAGAGCGGUUCCGGUACCGAAGAGAAAGAUUCCGGCAAAGGGGCUAAGGUUUACGAAGAGAAGUUUUUGGUCAUUAUGGCUGGUGAUGAAAAACCAACUUUUUUGGCUACCCCUGUUUGUGCUAAAGUUUCAUCUUUUGGUGAAAAACCAGAGAAAAUCGAAGGAGAAAAUCAUAACGAAGAGAAAGAGAACUCUGAUGAGAAAGUUAAAGAGGUGAUUGUGAUGAUGACGACGACGAACGACCAUGAUCAUCAUCAAGCUCACGGUGAUGAAGAGACCAGAGAAAGCCAAUGAGUUAGUUUCCUCUGUUUUCAAGAGAGAGGGCAUUUAUGUCUUUUCAUCUACUUUUUGAUCACGUGAUCAGGUGAACUGAUCAGAGCUUAGGCUCAUUUUGUUGUAUUUUCUUCUACUUCUUAUAUUUUUGGGUUUUUGGGGGGUUUUUUUGGAAAUUUUAUUUUCGGGAAAUGUAAAUUUUUGUUGAGAGAGAAGUAGUAAAGAAUAGUUAUUAACUAUUAAUUAAUAAUUAAAUAUAUAUGAAUA